AUGGCAGAUGUGGGUGGCACUAUGAGUGAAGUGAGUGCACCUGUUCGUCGCGUGCUUCUCAUUUCUGCUGGUGCAAGUCACUCAGUUGCUCUUCUUUCGGGAAAUGUUGUUUGCUCUUGGGGACGAGGGGAGGAUGGACAGUUAGGUCAUGGAGAUGCUGAAGAUCGACUUUCUCCUACAUAUCUGAGUGCACUGGAUGGCCAUGAAGUAGUUUCUGUUACUUGUGGAGCUGACCAUACAACUGCAUACUCUGAGUCAUUUACACAAGUGUAUAGUUGGGGAUGGGGUGAUUUUGGGAGAUUAGGUCAUGGAAACUCUAGUGACUUGUUUACUCCUCAGCCAAUCAAAGCAUUACAUGGUUUGAGGAUUAAGCAAAUUGCUUGUGGGGACAGCCACUGUCUGGCAGUGACUAUGGAUGGCGAGGUGCAAAGUUGGGGGCGUAAUCAAAAUGGUCAGCUCGGUCUUGGCACCACUGAGGACUCUCUUGUUCCACAGAAGAUUCAAGCUUUUCAGGGCGUAUCUGUCAAAAUGGUUGCUGCUGGUGCUGAACAUACUGCUGCUGUUACAGAAGAUGGUGAGCUCUAUGGUUGGGGCUGGGGCCGAUAUGGAAACUUGGGCCUAGGUGAUAGAAAUGAUCGCUUGGUUCCUGAGAAAGUUUCUACUGUUGAAGGAGUGAAGAUGGUUAAGGUUGCAUGUGGAUGGCGGCAUACGAUAUCUGUUUCCUCUUCUGGUGGUUUAUACACAUAUGGGUGGAGCAAAUAUGGUCAGCUAGGACAUGGUGAUUUUGAGGAUCACCUCACUCCUCAUAAACUGGAAGCCUUGCAGGAAAAUUUGAUUUCUGAGAUAUCUGGUGGUUGGAGGCACACCAUGGCUCUCACGUCUGAUGGAAAACUUUAUGGCUGGGGAUGGAAUAAGUUUGGACAAGUUGGUGUUGGUGACAAUGUUGACCAUUGCUCUCCUGUGCAAGUUAAAUUUCCUCAUGAGCAGAAAGUAGUUCAUAUCUCAUGUGGAUGGAGGCACACACUUGCUGUUACAGAAAGGCAAAAUGUAUUUUCAUGGGGAAGAGGUACAAAUGGACAGCUUGGGCAUGGCGAAUCCAUUGACCGAAAUAUUCCAAAGAUGAUAGAGGUGUUGAGUGCGGAUGGAUCUGGUGGACAACAGAUAGAAACCUCAAAAGUUGAUCCAUCAACAGGGAGAAUCUGGGUCUCACCGUCAGAAAGAUAUGCAGUCGUUCCUGAUGAAACGGGGUCAACCCAAACAGGUGUUUCAGUCAAGGGUAAUGGAAAUGAUGCAAGCGUCCCUGAGAGUGAUGUCAAACGAAUUCGAUUAGCUGAAUAA
Vitis vinifera (wine grape) is the source of this 1338-nucleotide messenger RNA. It is a transcript of the gene UVR1, whose product is annotated as probable E3 ubiquitin-protein ligase HERC1-like. Lineage: Eukaryota; Viridiplantae; Streptophyta; Magnoliopsida; Vitales; Vitaceae. The record is from RefSeq and is marked provisional.